Messenger RNA from Pantherophis guttatus, 2510 nucleotides. It is a transcript of the gene FUBP1, whose product is annotated as far upstream element binding protein 1. The record is from RefSeq and is a predicted model, not a curated record. Gene Ontology annotation, biological process: regulation of DNA-templated transcription. NCBI's taxonomy places the organism in Eukaryota, Metazoa, Chordata, Lepidosauria, Squamata, Colubridae. Gene Ontology annotation, molecular function: RNA binding.
UCCUCCUCUCGCGAAACACGAUGCGACGCAAGAAUGUGAAAGGCUCCCGCCCGCCGCCAUUUUCUUUCUUUCUUGGCAGGCUGGUAGGACGGUAGGAAGUAGUGGAAGGAGACAUGUCGGAUUAUUCUACGGUGCCCCCUCCUUCUUCGGGAGCACCCGGCGGAGGCGGAGGAGGUGGCGGGGCAGUCAAUGAUGCUUUUAAAGACGCGCUGCAACGGGCUAGGCAGAUUGCAGCAAAAAUUGGAAAUGAAUCAGGGACAUCUGUGAAUUCAAAUGAUUACAGUUAUGGGGGACAAAAAAGACCUCUUGAAGAUGGAGAUGGCUCUUGGACAAGUCCGAGCAGUACAACACACUGGGAGGGAAUGCCCUCUCCUUUUAAAGAUCAACCAGAACCUAAGAAAGUUGCUCCCCCAAACAAUGAUUCUUUUGGAAAUCAGUUACCACCCAUGCAUCAGCAACAGAGGUCUGUAAUGACAGAAGAAUACAAAGUUCCAGAUGGAAUGGUUGGAUUCAUAAUUGGCAGAGGGGGAGAACAGAUAUCUCGCAUACAGCAAGAAUCUGGAUGUAAAAUACAGAUUGCACCUGAUAGUGGUGGGCUUCCUGAAAGAUCUUGCAUGUUGACUGGAACACCUGAAUCAGUACAAUCUGCAAAGAGAUUGCUCGACCAGAUAGUUGAAAAGGGAAGACCUACACCAGGAUUCCAUCAUGGUGACGGCCCAGGAAAUGCUGUCCAGGAAAUCAUGAUUCCAGCUAGCAAAGCUGGAUUAGUUAUUGGAAAGGGUGGAGAAACUAUAAAGCAGCUUCAAGAGCGUGCAGGUGUUAAAAUGGUGAUGAUUCAAGAUGGACCACAGAACACUGGAGCAGAUAAGCCUCUUAGGAUCACAGGAGAUCCUUACAAAGUCCAACAAGCAAAGGAAAUGGUUUUAGACCUAAUUCGUGAUCAAGGUGGCUUCAGAGAGGUACGAAAUGAAUAUGGAUCAAGAAUAGGAGGCAAUGAAGGAUUAGAUGUACCAAUACCACGGUUUGCAGUUGGUAUUGUAAUUGGAAGAAAUGGCGAAAUGAUAAAAAAAAUACAGAAUGAUGCUGGUGUAAGGAUUCAAUUUAAACCAGAUGAUGGAACAACCCCUGAUAGAAUAGCACAGAUAACAGGACCACCAGACAGAUGUCAGCAUGCAGCUGAAAUUAUUACAGACCUUCUUCGAAGUGUUCAGGCUGGCAAUCCUGGAGGUCCAGGGCCUGGUGGUCGUGGUAGAGGAAGAGGUCAGGGAAAUUGGAAUAUGGGACCACCUGGUGGACUGCAAGAAUUUAAUUUUAUUGUUCCCACUGGAAAAACUGGAUUAAUCAUUGGGAAAGGUGGUGAAACUAUCAAGAGCAUUAGUCAGCAAUCUGGUGCAAGAAUAGAACUUCAGAGAAAUCCACCACCAAAUGCAGAUCCCAACAUGAAAUUAUUUACUAUUCGAGGGACACCACAACAGAUUGAUUAUGCUCGGCAGCUCAUAGAAGAAAAGAUUGGAGGUCCAGUAAAUCCUUUGGGGCCCCCUGUGCCUCAUGGACCUCAUGGUGUUGUUCCUGGGCCACAUGGACCCCCUGGGCCGCCUCCUGGGGCUCCAAUGGGACCUUACAAUCCAGCUCCUUAUACCCCUGGCCCUCCUGGUCCUGCACCUCAUGGACCUCCAGCACCAUAUGCUCCACAAGGAUGGGGUAAUGCAUAUCCACAUUGGCAACCACCAAAUCCCCCAGACCCUGGUAAGCCAGCAGAUCCUAAUUCAGCAGCAUGGGCAGCCUAUUACGCCCACUACUAUCAACAGCAAGCACAGCCACCCCCUGCAGCUCCACCUAGUGCACCACCUGCCACUCAGACUAACGGACAAGGAGAUCAACCAAAUCCAGCACCAGCAGGGCAGGUAGAUUAUACCAAGGCUUGGGAAGAAUACUAUAAAAAAAUGGGUCAACAAGGGCAGCCACAAGAUUAUUCAAAGGCUUGGGAGGAAUAUUACAAGAAGCAAGGUCAAGCUGUUCCAGCUCCAACUGGAGCCCCACCGACAGGUCAGCCAGAUUACAGUGCAGCAUGGGCUGAGUACUAUCGACAGCAGGCAGCUUAUUAUGCCCAGACAAGUCCACAAGGAAUGCCACAACAUCCUCCAGCACCACAGGGCCAAUAAUAAGAAGUGGACAAUACAGUAUUUGCUUCAUUAUGUGGGGGAAAAAAACCUUUGUUAAAUGUAUGGAUGCAGACGCCUUGAUGAAGAUCAUAAUUUUGUUUGGUUUAAAAAUAGUGUUUUUUUGAAAUGUACAAAAUAUCUAUCACAACUGAUAGGAGGUAAUAUUUCUGUGUAGAAAUGGAAAUUGGUUUGUUUUUAGUACAUUAGUGUAGAUGUACACAUUCCAGCAAAUGUAUUUGCAACUAUUAUGUGGUCAAUGCUUUGUGAUAUAAAUGUACUUUUUCAAUGUAUACUUGAUCACUUUUAAAUGCUUGUUUUGUGCUUUGCAAUAAAUAAUAUGAAACCUCC